UUGGUGUUGUUUAUUAUAAAUGAAAUUACUUUGGUUUGUUUUCACUCUUGUUUCUUGCUCUUUUGUUUCCUCAUCUUCUUGAUUAUCACCAAAAACCAUUUCCAUAGAUAGUUUUCUUGUUAUAUUCCAUCAGUGUAUCAAAUCCUUUUUGAGAGAGGGAAAGACAAGAGGCUGAUGCUUAUUACAUUAGUAUAUUAAUAUAGUAUAAACAGAGAUUAUAUUAUAUUAUCUCUUAUUGUAUUAUGUUAGAUAAAUACUAUUAUUAUUUACCAUAAUAUAUAUAAGGCAAGUACUAUUGACCUUAUAACCUGGUAAAUGGUAAAGUAUUAGAGAGAAAUUUGAAAAUGGCUUCAUCAUCAUUUUCCACUGGUGGUAAAUCUAAACGAUUCAGAUUUGAUGUUGAUGAGAGUAUAUUAUUGGAGAGAAAGUUAGAAGAUUCACUAAAACCAGGACUUGAUUGCGUUAUAAUUGGUAUUAAUCCUGGAUUAUCAUCAGCUUAUCAUGGUCAUCAUUAUGCUGGUGUUGGUAAUCACUUUUGGCCAUGUUUAUAUGCCUCAGGUAUAAUUGAUUGGUCAGCAACAUUCAAAGAUGAUAAAAGACUAGUUGACCAUGGUAUUGGUUUUACUAAUAUUGUUGAAAGAACAACUCGUGGCUCAUCUGACCUAAGUAAAGAAGAAAUUAAUGGAGCAAUACAAUUACGUCGUAAAUUAAUCCAAUACAAACCUAAGGUUGCAGUUUUUAAUGGAAUAGGAAUUUAUGAGAUUUUCUCUGGAACCAAAAAUUUUCCUCUCGGCCUUCAAAAGGAAACACUGGAUGGAACUUUAAUUUUCGUCAUGCCUUCAUCUUCUCCACGAUCUUCAGCUUAUCCUACACUUCAGUCGAAAUUAAAAUUCUACGAAAAAUUAAAAAAAUUACUUAAUUCACUUCGAAAUAAUCAAUUUAAUCAAUUGGAUCAAUUAGAGUUCAUUUUCCCUCCAACAGAAAAAAAGAACAAACAAACAAAUAGAAUGAAAAAUUCUCCAAGAGAUGUCGCUAGUUACACCGAACCAAAUCUCAAAGUCGAAAAUCAAUUAACCCUCAACCAAUUAUCAACUUGUAAAGAAGGUGAAACCAGUGGUACCAUUAAAGAAGACAAAGAAGAAGAGGUAACUGUCUGUUCCCGUUAUUUUCUUGGAUCAAGUGAUUGAAACUGUUACCAACAUAAAGGAAAUCAAGAAAGAAAAACGUUAACCUGGAAUUUGAGAUGAUAAUUUAUUAAUUUUCCAUCGUAAUCAAAUGAUUUGGAUUUUAUGGUGAUGUUGGUGGUGGUUUACUAAUGAUGAUGACAUUCACAAUCAGCAAUGUAUAAAUAUAUUUAUACGCAAAGAAGAGGAAGAAGGAAGGAAAAUAUAAAGAAAACAAAGAGAGAAAAGAAAGAAAAAAAAAGCCAAACAAUCAAGAUGAUAACCUAACCCCUCUCACCAGCUAUUAGAGAUGUAUUUAUAUAAAUAUAACCAGGAGAAGAUGAAGAAGAACCAAAAAAAAGGAUCCCCGAUGUAAUUUUAAUCUAACAACCUGUUUUUGGAGAUUCUUUUAUCACAAUUUACCUCUACUACUAUUACAACCAUUAACACUAUUGCUACUGGUACUUAUUACAUUAUUAUUAUUAAUAUAUAAUAACAAGUUUACCACCGUCAUCCUAACCACUACCAGUCUCUUCAUCAUCAUCAUCAUUAACAUUUUGGUUCAAUUCUAUUUUAAUCCGGUAUUCAUGAUGAAGGUUUUUCCUGGCAAUCAACCAACAUCAUCCUGAACACCGAGACUCACAAUCGAUCAAAGGAAUACAUCAACCACACACGAAACUGUUUCUCUUCAUCAUCAACUUCAUCAGUUAUGUUCACAUUCGUCAACAAUAUCAACGAGAGUGUCUCUCUCUCUCUCUCUCUCUCUCUCUCUCACA
Molecule: messenger RNA, 1939 nt
Organism: Panonychus citri (citrus red mite)
Lineage: Eukaryota; Metazoa; Arthropoda; Arachnida; Trombidiformes; Tetranychidae
Gene: Tdg
Product: G/T mismatch-specific thymine DNA glycosylase-like
Biological process (GO): base-excision repair, AP site formation
Cellular component (GO): nucleus
Molecular function (GO): mismatch base pair DNA N-glycosylase activity
Source: RefSeq, a predicted model, not a curated record